Messenger RNA from Phalacrocorax carbo (great cormorant), 1549 nucleotides. The record is from RefSeq and is a predicted model, not a curated record. Lineage: Eukaryota; Metazoa; Chordata; Aves; Suliformes; Phalacrocoracidae.
UCCCACGCACGUAUGGCAGAGGAACGUGGGACAAGCGGCCCCAGCUGCCCCGUCGCCGCCCCGGACGCGCAGGCUGCGGCGGGGCUCGGUGGGGCAGAGCCCACCCGCCGUCCCCGGGCGGCGGGCGGUGACCCGAGGUUGUGCCCAUCCGAAGGGGAAACCAGAGUCCCGUGACAGGCGCCGGCCCUGCCCCAAGAGCAGCUGCCAAGUUAGCACUUUUAUGAAUGCCGUUCCCUUGGCGCUUUGCUAGGAACGGAGGCAGACCUGGCCUUCCCAGCGGGCUGACACCGGUCACAGCAGGGCAGCACCUGCUGUCUCAGUAGCCAUGUACAGUACAGGUUCUGUAACUGGCUGCAACGUAAUACUUUCUUCAUGUAGUCGUAUCUACCUGCACAGGCAGUCAAGCAAUCAACAGCGAAGAUGCUUCUUUUUUCAGGGACAAAGAAGGUCUGCUUAUAGUAUUGUUUGGCCAGCCACAGUUUCUCCAGCUCACCCGGUUCCUAAGCACAUAAAGAAGCCAGACUAUGUGACGACAGGCAUUGUACCAGACUGGGGAGACGACAUAGAAAUUAAGAAUGAAGAUCAGAUUCAAGGGCUUCGUCAAGCUUGUCAGUUGGCCCGUCAUGUCCUGCUUCUGGCUGGAAAGGGCUUAAAGGUUGGCAUGACAACUGAAGAAAUAGAUUCCAUUGUUCAUCAUGAAAUAAUCAGACAGAAUGCCUAUCCGUCACCUCUGGGCUAUGGAGGUUUUCCAAAAUCUGUUUGUACUUCUGUAAACAACGUGGUAUGUCAUGGUAUUCCUGACAGUCGACCUCUUCAGGAUGGAGAUAUUAUCAACAUUGAUGUCACGGUGUAUUACAAUGGCUACCAUGGUGAUACUUCUGAAACCUUUUUGGUUGGCAAUGUGGAUAAAACUGGUCAAAAGUUAGUGGAGGUUGCCAGGAAAUGUAGAGAUGAAGCAAUUGCAGCUUGCAGACCAGGGGCUCCCUUCUCUGUAAUUGGAAACACAAUCAGCUCCCUGGCGUGGCAGGGCUGCUUCCAGGUCUGCCCUUCAUUCGUCGGCCACGGCAUCGGGUCGUACUUCCAUGGGCACCCCGAGGUGUGGCACCACGCCAAUGACAGUGAUUUGUUAAUGGAAGAGGGAAUGGCGUUCACAAUAGAGCCAAUAAUAAUGGAAGGAUCCCCCGAAUUUAAGAUUCUGAAGGAUAAAUGGACUGCAAUUUCGGUAGACAAUAAAAGAUCAGCGCAGUUUGAACAUACCAUUGUGAUUACCUCAGAGGGAGCAGAAAUCCUCUCUAAACUGGUGGAAGAAGCCUAAAGAUGGAGCAAGGAGUGGAAGGACUCGCUGUGCUUCUGGGAUUUCCAGUUUCACUCAGGACAGAGAGGAAAUUUCUGUAAUGUCUGUGGGGAAUGGGUGCUGUGUAAGUCACUGCAGGGGACAGAAAAAGCAGCUUGAGGGGUCGGCUCUGGACGUAGUCCUUCUGUGUGUUACCUGGUGAGUAUUUAAUAAAAAGUCCCUUGGCUUGUUUGUGACCCUGGAAGCAGCCAUGCA